Molecule: messenger RNA, 405 nt
Organism: Symbiodinium sp. CCMP2456
Lineage: Eukaryota; Dinophyceae; Suessiales; Symbiodiniaceae
Source: the annotation of a GenBank genome assembly
AUGAACAGCAUGGGCGGAGGCAUGGGCGGCGGAAUGGGUGGUGGAAUGGGCGGCGGCUCCUACGGCAACGGCUUCAACGCAUACGGCUCUCCAGGGCCGCAGGGCUACGGCCAGCCAAUGGUCCGCUCCGGAAAUCCGAUGAUGGCCCGCUCUGGACAGCCCCAAUCCGGCUACGCCCCGACAGAGACGGAGAUGCACAUGCCACUGGGUGCGAACGUGGAGCUCCACUCUGACGACGGCGUGCUCUACUCAUCGCGAAGGCGUGCGGAGAAGAAGCCGGAGGACUACAACUACGAUGACAACACGGUUCUUGGCAUGGCGAACUACAUCUACAAGGGCGAUGCCAGUCUGACCACUCUGAGCUGGUCUCUCGUCCUGGUGCUCGCGAGAUUGCUGGCUGCCUGA